AUGAGCAAGCAGAUUUUCGUCAACUUACCCGUCUCCGAUCUCUCGGCCUCGAUGGCCCUCUACGAGGCACUCGGCUUCGAGAACAACAAGCAAUUCAGCGAUGAAACGGCUGCCUGCAUGGUCUGGAGCGAGGCGAUUUUUGUGAUGCUGCUGACGCACGACAAGUGGAAGACAUUCACCACCCGCCCCAUUCCGCCGACCACUUCCAGCGAGGUCAUGCUGGCACUCGCCUGCGACAGCCGAGAGACGGUCGACAAACUGAACGACGUUGCAUCUCAGAAUGGCGGCACGGCCGACAUCAAUCCCAAGCAGGAUCUGGGCUUUAUGUACAACCGCAACUUAGCGGACUUGGACGGCCACGUCUGGGAGAUGUUCUGGAUGAAUGCGGAAGCUGCCGAUAGUGGGAAGUCUAAGGGCUUGGCACUAAGGGUGCGAGAGUCUCUAGCCUGGCUGCUGCCGAGCGCCGUACUCGUUCUAGUGCCGAAGUGUCCAGCGUGCCUGGUGGCGUACGUUGGGUUAUGGACCGGGCUUGGCCUGUCACUCACCACGGCAACCUACUUGCGGUGGGCGAUGUUCGUGAUUUGUGGGGCUUGCCUCCUUUAUCUGGCUGCGCGUUAUUUGAGUCGUUUGGGCGAACAUACGCACGCGGGCGACGCCUUGGCUGCAGCGCGCCGGCGAUUACCGAUGACGCCUAUGGAGCCGGUCCCCGUUACGGGAACGAAGGGGGCCGUUUCGUUGCAGGAGGUGUUCGAAGGCCGGCGAAUGCUGGUCGUUUAUCACUUCAUGUGGAAAAAAGGUGCACCUCACCACAAGCAGUGUGAAGGCUGCACACAUAGCCAGGCAGCCAUGACCGAGGCCGUUUGUGCCUAUCUCGCCGAGCGCGAUGUGACCUACGCGGUCUUUAGCAGUGGUCCGCUCGAUGAGAUUGUCGCGUAUCGGGAAUUCAUGGGCUGGAAGACUCCGUGGUACUCGACCGCCGACUCCCCAGACGUGCUGGCUACCCGAGACGGCGGCGACCUCCGCUGUUAUCUAAACACCGAUGAUCAAGUGUUCCAGACCUACGAAACCAAAUGGCGUGGGAUCGAGGCCAUGAUGCCCACCCUGCAAUUGCUCGAUCUAACACCGUACGGACGGCAGGAAACAUGGGAGGACUCGCCCGAGUUGGUUCAACUAGAUAGAGCUGGUUCGUGGUGGCGUCGUGAUGGCCGUCCUGUUGCCCAGUGGACGCGCACUGAUAAGCCCGUGGAUUUGAAGUGA
Messenger RNA from Cladocopium goreaui, 1257 nucleotides. Lineage: Eukaryota; Dinophyceae; Suessiales; Symbiodiniaceae. The record is from the annotation of a GenBank genome assembly.